Molecule: messenger RNA, 2530 nt
Organism: Dunckerocampus dactyliophorus (ringed pipefish)
Lineage: Eukaryota; Metazoa; Chordata; Actinopteri; Syngnathiformes; Syngnathidae
Product: leucine-rich repeat-containing protein 17-like
Exons: 7
Coding region: 310-1701 (463 amino acids)
Cellular component (GO): plasma membrane
Molecular function (GO): protein binding
Source: RefSeq, a predicted model, not a curated record
ACAUUAACCCCCACCUCUCUCUUCUUUGGUGAAUGUGUUGUCGUGAGCACAUGGAGGGUCAGCCUGGGGGGCUUACUCAACAGACCCUCCUUCCCACUUUCUCUCUCUUCUCCCUCCUUUUCAGGUCUUAGCUCAUUUCGAGUGCGGCCAGAAACAGGAGGGGACACGUGCAAACAGAGCUUUUGGAUUUUCCACUGAGGAGGACUGUAAAACUGGAGCCUUAAAACUGACCUGGGUGCAGCCGGACAGGUCCAAGUGGAUGAGACUGUGACAACCAUUUCCUUCGCUCAGGCCGUCAGAGACUUCAGCAUGCGUGUGAGCUCCUCUUUAGUCUAUGCCUCCUUGCUCCUGCUGCUGCUCCCAUCCGCGGAGAUGAAAAGAGCGGGAAAGGGACGCGGACUCAGAGGAGCAAGACACAAGCUGGCACGGGACAGGGUGAGAGGUGCUGGCCGUCACAGCAGAUCCGAUUCCCCUAGACCAGCCAACUGCUCAGAAUCAUCAGGGUCCGGAGGUGUCUUUGUGGACUGCCAGGACCGACGCCUCACUUCCAUCCCCACCCCACAGACCUGGUCCAAAGCACCCAAGUUCCUGCUCCUAGCCCGUAACAGAAUCAAAGUCCUUCGCAAUGAGGCUUUUUCUGGCUACGAGAGUCUGACCAGUCUGGACUUGCAACAGAAUCACAUCUCAUUGGUGGAGGAGGAGGCCUUCCAGGGUCUGACUCGACUUACAACGCUGCUGCUGCAACAUAACCGCUUGACUUCACUUAGCGAGGAAGCCCUCAUACCCAUGCCAAACCUACGCUACCUGCGCUUGUAUGAUAAUCCGUGGAAUUGUCGCUGUCCGUUGGACAGUCUCAUACAGACCCUUCAGGUCCCAAGCAACCGCCAUCUCGGGAAUCAUGCCAGGUGCGCAGAGCCCAUCUGGCUUAAAGGGAAGAAGCUGAAGCGGGUUGACCCCGAGUUGCUGUGCAAGGAAUCAGAUCCAACGGGCCGGCCGCAGGGCGACCAGACUGAUCCCGCAAACCCCGGCGAGCCCAGUCCAUUUCAAAGCAAACCAGACGCCACCACAUCCUGCCACACUUACUACUUCCCUCAAGUACGCAUGGACUGCAGUAACAGAGGCCUAACGGAGGUGCCUGCUGGCAUUCCUGACGAUGUAGUCCACAUCGACCUGUCCCACAACUCCAUCCGUCACCUCAAAGCCAAAAAUUUCCAAGGAGCAAAGAGUCUGAAAACCUUGAAUAUCAGCCAUAACAACAUGGAGCACAUUGACACAGCGUCCCUGGUCGGGCUCUUACACCUUCAAGAGUUGGACCUGUCUGGAAACAGCCUGCAUUUCAUCCAGUACGGGGUUCUAGAAGACCUCUACUUCCUGUCAAAACUGAAGCUAGGGGGAAACCCGUGGGUGUGUGACUACAGCAUCCACUACAUGGUGUAUUGGCUGCGUCUGCACCCUGGGGUGAAGCACACGGGCCUGCUGUGUCGCUCCCCUCCCGAACACACUGGCGAGAGCGUGGAGGAAUACGUGCGCUCCUACCACAGAGAAUGUCCCAGAAACAAGCAAGAGAGUCAGCGGGACGAAGCCCAAGAGGACGCUCUGCUCUGGAGCACGUCCCUGGAAGUGCAGGGAGAGCUGGAGGAGGAAGUGGAGCCCAGCCACUUGAGGCGGCCCCAGAAGUAUCAGAUUAUUAGACUGUCUUGAGUCCAAAAGACUUCAACUCUGGCUUUAAAUAGGUUUUGUUUAAAACGUUCCACUCUUCUGUUUUCUUUCCAUAUUGUCAAAUAGUCUGUAUCAGAUGAAGAAUCUACCUUUGUGUGCAGUGUACUCUUAUGUGGAAUCCAAAAUAUAUCUACUCUUUUCACUGAAGAGAAUCCAAAAAUAUAUUAAAUAUAUUACAAAAUACACUCAUAGAUGAACCUCCAUCCCUCUUCUGUGCCGCUCAUCCUCACUAGGGUUGCGGGUAUGCUGGAAGAGUCUGGUUGCCAGCCAAUCGCAGGGCACAUUUAGACAAACAACCAUUCACUGUCACAUUCAUACCUAUGGACAAUUUUGGAGUCGCCAAAUGUUUUUGGAAUGUGGGAGGAAACCGGAAUACCCACGCAUGGAGAGAACAAGCAAACUCCACACAGAAAUGCGCAACGGAGAUUUGAACCCAGAUCUUCCCAAUCUCCUGGCUGUGGCCAACAUGUUCACCACUAGGCCACCAUGCGGCCAGUAGGUGAACCUAACAUCUUAUAUAUCUCUAUCUAACAUUAGCAUAAUAUUUUUGUGUUAAAACUGACAAAAUACAAUUGUGUAGGAAAAUAUUAAAGUCACUGUUGCACUUUUUUUUAUAUGCACAAGCAAAUAAAAUUUAAUGGCAUCCAGUAUAAAAAUAAAAAAAAUACAAUAAUAUUAAUGUCUUUCUCUGUAUUAUUUUAAUUUUAUGUGAAAACAUUGAAUCACAAGUAUAUAGCAUUUUUCUAGGUACUCAACACACUCAAGUAGAAUAAUAAUUUCUUCACAUCAUAAAUAAUAGAGUCGAGUAUGA